AUGAAGAAGAAUGACUCAACUGUGUUCUGCAACAUUUCUGGGUGUUCAAAUGCAGCAGAAGAUAAUUGCAGUUCUUGGUUUUUAGCUAUCAUCGAUCGCAAUUCAUGUCUCAAUCAUAUUUUGGUCAUUUCAUUUGAUAUUCUGCUCCUCCAUCGAGUAAUCUCAAAGAAGACUUCAUCAUCCGUGUUGGCGUCUCGGAAAGUACCUCCACUAUCUGUAUUCUCAGCCAUUUUUAAUGGUAUUUUGGCUUUGGUCGCUUAUAGUAUAUGGACAUUCAUAGCGAAACUGAAAACAGAUGGGACAAUUUUACCACUGUAUAGAUGGCUAGUACCUCAAAUCCAAGGCUUAACAUGGUUGAUUCUAAGUUCAAUCAUAAGCCUAAGGAAGAUGCAUCUUUCACAUACUGCAACAGCGAAAACUUUCUCGAUUUUCGCUUUCUUGCUUGGAGCGUUUCUGUGCAUGUCAUCUCUCUCUGAAGUGACUGACAAAGCAGCGUCCAUCGAGAUGGUCUUAAAUGUUUUAUGCUCUGGAGCAAUUCUCUUGAUCCUAUGUACCUUUUUAGGAUCAAACUAUGCAAAUACUUAUCAAGAAAUUGGUGAUAUUGAUGCUUCCUAUGGACUAUUACAAGAUGGUGAAGCUGAUGAUGAAGGAGAAACCAGUCCAAAUGGUAAUGUAACGCCGUUUGCAAGAAGUGGAUUGUUAAGUACAAUCUCCUUUUGGUGGUUGAAUCCAUUGAUGAAAAAGGGUAAGGAAAAGGUGCUUCAAGAUGAAGAUAUUCCAAAGUUAAAACAAGAAGAUCGAGCGCAAACAAUGUACUCAAUGUUUACUGAGCAAUUAAACAAAAAGAAGCUAAGAGGAUCGUCUGAUCCUCCAUCAAUUCUGUCAACAAUCAUAUUGUGCCAGGGAAAGGCCAUUUUCGUUUGCGGGUUCGUUGCUUUGAUCAAAGUUCUUACCCUGGCAAGCAACCCACUUUUCCUUUCAGCAUUUACUAGGGUUGUUGAAGGAAACUCUGCCUUCAAAUAUGAAGGUUACGCGUUGACUCUUGGUCUGUUCGUUGUGAAGCUUCUUGAGUCGGUUUCAGAGAGGCAAUGGUACUUCAGAACACGGCUUAUGGGGCUCCAAGUAAGAUCUUUACUUUCCGCAUUUAUAUAUCGGAAGCAAUUACAACUCUCUAAUGUUGCUAAGAUGACUCAUUCUCCUGGAGAAAUUGUGAAUUAUGUUACUGUUGAUGCAUAUAGAAUUGGGGAAUUUCCGUUUUGGCUUCACCAGAUAUGGUCCACAAUCCUUCAAUUGUUGCUUGCGUUAAUCGUCAUGUACUUCUGCUUCGGGUUAGCGACGGUUUCGGCUUUAGCGGUACUUAUAUUGACUCUUCUUGGAAGUUCUCCAUUGGCCAAAUUUCAACAUAAGUACCAGACAAAGUUCAUGAAUGCUCAGAACAUAAGGCUCAAGAACUUAUCCGAAGCGCUAACAAACAUGAAGAUUUUAAAGUUGUAUUCCUGGGAAACACAUUUCAAGAAUGUAGUAGAAAGAUUAAGAAAUGAAGAGCUCAAAUGGGUAUGGAAAUUGUCGUUGCAAAAGGGGUACUACAUUGUCUUGUUCUGGUCAUCUCCUUUACUAGUAGGGGUUGUUACUUUCUGGACAUGCUACUUGCUUGGUAUCAAGCUCCAUGCGAGCAAUGUCUUCACAUUUCUAGCAACUUUGAGGAUUGUUCAGGAGCCAAUUAGGUUUAUCCCUGAUGUUUUCGGAGCUUUUGUGGAAGCGAAGAUCUCGUUUGCCCGGAUUGCGAAGUUCCUGGAAGCACCAGAGCUGGAGAACAGGCACAAGAGGCAAGAUUCUCGUCGCCAAGACUUUGAUCCAUCCAUCUGCAUUAGAUCCUCUGAGAUUUCAUGGGACACUAACUCUUCAGAGGCCACAUUAAGGAACAUUAACUUAGUGGUUAAACAAGGAGAAAAGUUGGCCAUUUGUGGAGAGGUUGGAUCUGGUAAAUCAACCCUUUUAGCAGCAGUUCUUGGAGAAGUUCCUCACAUCAAUGGCGAUGUUCAUGUUUGUGGGAAGAUAGCAUAUGUUUCUCAAUCUGCAUGGAUCCAAACAGGUACCAUAAAAGAGAAUAUUCUAUUCGGGUCUGCCAUGGAUUCUGUUAGAUACCAAGAAACACUUGAAAAGUGCUCCUUGGUUAAGGACCUAGAGAUGCUUCCAUUUGGAGAUCUCACUCAAAUUGGGGAAAGAGGAGUCAAUUUAAGUGGUGGACAAAAGCAACGUGUUCAACUUGCUCGCGCAGUUUAUCAGAAUGCUGAUAUUUACCUCUUGGAUGAUCCCUUCAGUGCAGUUGAUGCUCACACUGCAACUAGCCUAUUCAAUGAAUGUGUCAUGAGAACUUUGUCAAGUAAGACAGUCUUGCUUGUGACACACCAAGUAGAUUUCCUUCCAGUUUUCGAUUCCAUUUUGUUGAUGUCUGGUGGGGCGAUUUCAAAAGCAGCUACGUAUGAAGAGUUGUUGGCUUCUUCUCAAGAAUUCCAACACCUUGUCAAUGCGCACAAUAACACUACCUCUUCCGAGACUCAGGUCGAGGACUCUUUUUCUGAAAAAGACAAACCAUCCAAUGAUGGUGAAAUACAGAAAAUUGAUAAUGAGGAACAGUUAAAAUCAUCCAUGGGAGAUCAAUUGAUUAAGCAAGAGGAAAGGGAAACAGGAAACAUUGGUUCUAAGCCUUACAUUCAGUACUUGAAGCAGGGAAAAGGGUUUUUGUUCUUCUUCUUGGCGAACUUUUUCUACUUAAUAUUCGUAGUUGGGCAAAUUAUGCAGUUCUACACAUUUGCAACAAAACUUGAGGACUCUAGUGUAUCAAGAGUGGUAAUUUAUACAGUUUACUCUGUGAUCACGAGUGUCAUGACACUAACUUUGGUAUUUAGAUCUUUUUCUAUAGCUGCUCUAGGGUGUGGGGCAUCAAAAUCCAGUUUUUCCACACUUCUGACCUCUCUGUUUAGAGCUCCAAUGUCUUUUUAUGAUUCAACACCUGUGGGAAGAAUACUUAGUCGGGUAUCUUCUGAUAUGAAUAUCAUCGACCAUGAAGUGCCCUUCAAGUUCAUAACUGCAUGUGCAGGAACUAUGAACACGUACACCAUAUUUGGAUUAUUGGCUUUUCUUACCUGGCCAAUCGUGUUUGUGAUUGUGCAAAUCAUUUAUAUGACUAUAAUUUUGCAGAACUACUAUUUGGCUUGUGCAAAAGAGUUAAUGCGAAUAAAUGGCACAACCAAGUCUUUCCUAGCUAGCAACCUUGCGGAAUCGGUUGCUGGAGCCAUGACUAUCAGAGCUUUUGGGGAGGAGGACAGAUUCUUCUCAAAAUACUUGGACCUUAUUGAUGAAAAUGCUAGCCCACAUUUCCAUAAUUUCUCAGCAAAUGAAUGGUUGAUCCAACGUCUGGAAACACUAUGUGCCAUUGUUCUCUCAACGUUUGCUCUUUUCAUAACUUUGCUUCCUUUGGAUAGUUCUGACUCGGGUUUUGUUGGAUUGGCAUUGUCAUAUGGCUUCUCAUUGAAUUUAUUCUUGGUGAUUUCUGUCCAGUUCCAGUGUAUGGUGGCAAAUUCUAUCGUAUCUGUAGAAAGGGUAGAACAAUACAUGCAUAUUCCAAGCGAAGCUUCAGAAGUAAUAGAAGCCAACAGACCUGCACAAAACUGGCCUACUUUUGGCAAAGUGGAAAUAAGCAAUUUGAAGGUAAGAUACCGUCCGAAUGCUCCACUAGUUCUUCAUGGAAUAAGUUUUACAAUUGAAGGAGGUCAAAAGAUUGGUAUAGUAGGGCGCACAGGAAGUGGAAAGACGACUCUUAUUAGUGUACUCUUUCGUCUUGUGGAGCCCACAGAAGGACAGAUCCUAGUAGAUGAACUUGAUAUUUGUACCAUUGGGCUUCAUGAUUUAAGAUCACGGUUUGGAAUUAUCCCACAGGAUCCUACACUCUUUAAUGGAUCUGUGAGAUACAAUCUGGAUCCCUUGUCACAGUAUACUGAUCAUGAAAUAUGGGAGGUUCUUGAGAAGUGUCAGUUGAGAGAGGCCAUUCAAGAGAAAGAAAAAGGUCUAGAUUCUCUAGUGGUAGAGGAGGGAACAAACUGGAGCAUGGGACAGAGACAACUAUUCUGCCUAGGACGCGCUUUGUUGAAGAGAAGCCAAAUACUGGUUCUUGACGAAGCCACUGCUUCGAUGGACAACACGACAGACGCCAUUCUGCAGAGAACCAUAAGAAGGGAAUUUGCAGACUGCACUGUCAUUACUGUAGCUCAUAGAAUCCCAACUGUCAUGGACUGCAGCAAAGUGCUUGCCCUUAGUGAUGGAAAAUUGGUGGAGUAUGAUGAGCCGAGCAAGCUGAUGAACAAUGAAGGGUCACUUUUUGGGAAGCUGGUGAAGGAGUACUGGUCUCGAGCUGUAAAUGCUGGUGCUAAUUUAGACAGGAUUGGUGGUGAUUAAGAAUUUAAGAGAAGCCUCUCAACGUGCUGAGAAAGGAUUCCCGUCUCCAUCUACAAUAAGUUGCCAAACGACAACAUAUCAACAAAGGACAACAAUUGGUAAGAUGAAAUGUGAGUUACCAAACGACAACAUAUCAAUGGACAAAAGUUUGUACAACAUCUAUACUAAACAGGCGACAGCAAUUCAGAAAACGACAGUCUCUCUUUAAAGGACAAUAUUUACACCAUCUACU
Morus notabilis is the source of this 4687-nucleotide messenger RNA. Its product is annotated as ABC transporter C family member 10. NCBI's taxonomy places the organism in Eukaryota, Viridiplantae, Streptophyta, Magnoliopsida, Rosales, Moraceae. Gene Ontology annotation, biological process: transmembrane transport. The record is from RefSeq and is a predicted model, not a curated record. Gene Ontology annotation, molecular function: ABC-type transporter activity; ATP binding; ATP hydrolysis activity. Gene Ontology annotation, cellular component: plant-type vacuole; vacuolar membrane.